Messenger RNA from Argentina anserina (silverweed cinquefoil), 1255 nucleotides. RefSeq names its product replication protein A 32 kDa subunit B. The coding region runs from base 191 to 982 and encodes 263 amino acids. The record is from RefSeq and is a predicted model, not a curated record. The transcript is spliced from 9 exons. Gene Ontology annotation, cellular component: site of double-strand break; DNA replication factor A complex; chromosome, telomeric region. Gene Ontology annotation, molecular function: single-stranded DNA binding. Lineage: Eukaryota; Viridiplantae; Streptophyta; Magnoliopsida; Rosales; Rosaceae. Gene Ontology annotation, biological process: DNA replication; nucleotide-excision repair; double-strand break repair via homologous recombination.
AUCUAAGAGUUCCCUUGCUUAUGUUCAUAUGAAAGCUUCUAAGCGUUUCAGUGAUAUCAAUUUAGUCCAGAUUGGUCUUGAUAAAAGAAAAAAAAAACCUUUUUGGGAAGAAUAAAUAGAAACACAGUAUCGCCGUCUUCUUUACCCGAAUCACUACUCUCUAGGUUUUCUCAGAAAUCAGAAGAAACCGAUGAACGUGAGCCAAUUCGACGGAAGCGCCGCCUUCCACGGCAUCGGGUUCAUGCCCCCCUCCAACGCAGCCCCCGAACCGUCUUUUUUUCCUUCCAAGAAUCGUGAAGUCCAAACACUGCUUUCAGUGACCCUGAAGCAGAUUCAUGAUGCUAUCGCCGGCGAGAAUGGCUUCUUUAUUGACGACGUCGAUGUCUCCACUGUGAAGCUUGUGGGAGUAGUGCAUGAAUUUGUUGGGAGAGUUACAGAUGCUACUUUCACUGUUGAUGAUGGCACCGGACGCAUCGAAUGCAACAGAUUCUGUCUAGAUGAAAUAGACAGUGCCGAAGUUGAAGCAAUCUCGAACGGAAUGUAUGUCCGGGUUCAUGGGUGCUUGAAAACCUUUCAGGGGAAGAAGACCAUACAAGCGUUCUGUGUUAGGCCAGUGGAUGACUAUGAUGAGAUUGCAAGCCACUUUAUUGAGUGUAUGUAUGUCCAUCUGUACAACACCAAGCUAUCGAAAUCACAGGUUGGUGCAGGUGUCACAACUCAGUCAUAUAUGACAAUUCCACAAAGUCAGGUACCUGGACAAUAUAGCCUUGAUGGACAGAGAAGCCUUGAAGAAAAUGUCUUACAAGUUUUGAACUAUCCUCCGUACUUGCAAGGGGGAGCACACAUUGAGACAAUUGCCCAAGUACUGAAAGUACCAGCACAGGAUAUCUCGUCAGUGUCUCGCGCUCUCUCGAAUCUUGUGGAGGUUGGCAGAAUAUACGAGUUUGAUAAAUCUUGGUAUAAAUCCCUUGCCAAUGGUUGAGCACAGCUAACAGAAAAUGGUUGUGGUAUCAAUUGGGUAGUAUCGUAGUACUGUUUCACUUUGUUAUGUGAAGCCUUGAAGUUGAACUAGACUUGAGAGGCAUCUUGUAUGUUCUCCUAUUAGCACUUAAACACCUGUGUUAAAUUACUGUUGUCAUUUUAUAUUUAACUCUCAGUAAUUGAUCUUUAGGUGUUUCUUCUUUAAUCUGCAAUUAGAAUUUGCAUCAGCAAGAUACUCUUAUUUAGAGCUUCUAUACUGGAUAAAUUUAGAGUA